This is a messenger RNA of Plectropomus leopardus (leopard coralgrouper), 688 nucleotides long. Lineage: Eukaryota; Metazoa; Chordata; Actinopteri; Perciformes; Serranidae. The record is from RefSeq and is a predicted model, not a curated record.
CCAAUCAGCAGCGUCCCUCCUCACCGCACCGACCAAUCAGAGAGCUGCAUGCGCUGACAGAGUUACAGCGGCGGUUCACCUGCUCAGUGGCUUUACCGGGACAGCACGGCAAGUUUAGAGCUACCGUAUGGACAACGGCACCGGAUCACCUGCGUCCUCCUGCGCCGGCGGCGGUUAAGCGUCACCCGAUCACCAGCCUCCCCGCCGGCCGGUCCCGCGUCAUGGCUCGGACCGGCUCCGGGGCGCUCUCCCGCAGGAACAUCAAGCUGGACUCGUUCCUGCAGCGGAACACGGAGCGGACGGUGUACGAGCGGAUCCGAGCCUACGAGCCGUGCGUGGUCAUCUCCGACACCGUCAACAAGGUGUACAUGCACGUGGUGCUGAGCGACGAGCGCGUGUACCUCACCGAGUACCCGCCGCGCACGCUCACCGAAGCCUUUCACUUUAGCCGCGUGCGGGACAUCGAACUGGUCAACGACCUCCCAGAUUUCCUGCAGGGGAAGGACCGGGAACGCUGCCAGCACAUUCGAAUCACCUACGCCACCGACAAGCCUGCGGCGAGGGGCCGCGAUUGGCUGGGGAGAGACAGGAGGGUGGGACUUCCUCCUGUAGCCCCGCCCUCCCGCAGAUCCAGCGUGGACUACCUGUCGAUCGCACAAACCUUCGAAGACGGAUAUCCUGCACACAG